AAUCCGGAAACAGGGACGAUUUGCUUGAAAGAGUGAAAACUUUACUGCUUCUUCGAGUUCCAGCUAGUUCAUUUACUUUGCAAAACACUUAACGCUGCAGCAUUAAGACCUUUUUGAUACAAAGAAGGCGUAAUUAGGCUUCUCUCCAAAAGCUUAUCUGUGAUUUUUAUGGCAUAAAGUGUUAAAAAUGUCUGUCCUAAUGAAGGAGGGAUUUUAUCGCAUUGAGUUGAACAAAACUGUAUGGGAAGUUCCGCAGCGAUAUCAGAUGCUCACACCUGUUGGUGUUGGGGCUUAUGGACAGGUUUGUUCUGCAUUGGACACACAGAGAAAUAUGAAGGUGGCCAUUAAGAAGUUGGCUCGGCCAUUUCAGACUGCUAUUCAUGCGAAGAGAACAUACAGGGAAUUAAGAAUGCUGAAGCAUAUGUGCCAUGAAAAUAUGAUCGGAUUGCUGGAUGUUUUUACACCGACAACAACCUUUGAGGAUUUUAAUGAUGUGUAUCUGGUUACGCAUCUGAUGGGGGCAGACCUCAACAACAUCCUGAAAACACAGAAACUAAGUGACGACCAUGUACAGUUUCUUAUCUAUCAAAUUCUCCGAGGGCUCAAGUACAUACACUCAGCUGGCAUCAUACACCGAGAUUUGAAGCCAAGUAACAUUGCUGUCAAUGAAGAUUGUGAAUUGAAGAUUCUGGAUUUUGGUCUUGCACGUCAUGCAGAUGAUGAGAUGACAGGAUAUGUCGCAACACGCUGGUUUCGCGCCCCAGAAAUUAUGCUGAGCUGGAUGAGAUAUAACUACAAUGUUGACAUUUGGUCUGUUGGAUGUAUAAUGGCUGAAAUGCUCACUGGACGGCCACUUUUCCCAGGCACAGAUCACAUUGAUCAACUUACCAAGAUUUUGUCUUUAGUGGGCACGCCUGGAGAAGCUUUACUUAAAAAGAUAACAAGCAAUGACGCAAGGAAUUUCAUUGAAUCUUUACCAAAGUGGAAGAAAAAAAACUUUUCAGAAGUGUUUAUAGGAGCUAGUCCAUUAGCCAUUGAUCUGUUGGAGAAAAUGUUGGAUUUGGAUGCCGACACCCGCAUUGAUGCCACUGCCGCUCUUGCUCACCCGUAUUUAAGACAAUAUGCAGAUUCGUCCGAUGAACCCACGGCAGAGGUCUUCGAUCAGACUUUCGAAGAUCAAAAUCUGACUAUUCCAGAAUGGAAGCGCUUGGUGUAUCAAGAAGUUCAGAGCGUGCACCCCGUACAGAGAUAAUAAGUGUAUGUUUUGAAACCAGGAUCCUGUAUGUGAACGUGUGUAUUCGGCGUAGAAUACAUGGACUUUGUUUAGAUGUUUCAGCAGCUUACGGGUUGUGUAGGCUUUAAAAACAACAACACUGUCACACACAUUUGAGAAUGGCACUGCAAAACCCGUUUAUAUAGUGAGAGAAACAAGUAUGGGAACACUUUGAUAUAUGGUAGACCAAGUUUAAUUCACUACUAGCAUAGUAAUGUCUGUAUAUAAUUUAAUGAUGUAGGGGCCGAAUUUGCAUAGCCUGUUUAUGUCUUACACGCAUGUAACUACAUACUUUUACGAGGCUUAAACACCUGUGUUUUAAACAACAACAGGCUUCAUAAAUUAGGCCUGUAAUUUGCCAUUGAAUGCCAGUAAUGUGGGAUUGAGUGCGAGUAAGGUGGGAUUGAGUGUGAGUAAUACGGUUGAAUUGUUGAUACUGUGGAUAAAGGUUUUGGUUGCAUUCACUCUCUGCUGUCAGUCUUUCUGCGAGCCUUUAUUUCAUUCCAUAGUAUAAAAUAAAAAGAUAUAAAAAUGAAUUGGUUACUGUCUUUAGGAGUGUUUUAAUGGCAAAUGGGAAGGAGUAAGGCUGCUCCACUGAUAUUUCUCUCACUAACAACUAACCGUUAACCCUUUCGUGACGUGACAGUAUGCAGCGUGCUGUUACUGUAAUUUUACAUUGUGAACAUAAUGGGUAUGUUAAUGUAAUUUUACAUUGUGCACAUAGUGGUGCACUGCAUGCCGUUAAUGUAAUUUUACAUUGUGGACAUAGUGACAUGCUAUUUAUUUGCUCAGUCCAUGGCAUCAUUCCAGGAAAGACACUGUCCUUGACAGACAGCCCAGAUAGUUGAGAUGUUUCUUCAGGACAUUGGACUUGAACCUAAAGUUUUGUAGUUCAAAUAGAAUUGCUAUAAAGACACUGUUGGUAAUGAGCCUGACUACAAACCUUGCGAGCCCUAUCAUGUACCAAUUAUAAAAUACCACAUGACACUUAAAAAUGCAUAUUAUUGUCAUCGAUUUAAGUAUUUUAUUAAUAAUCGUGCAUUUUUGUUUUGUUAUACACAAGCCAACAGUGUAUUGACAGAUUAGUACAGUACAGUGAUUAACUGAACUUAGCCUGAUCUCAGACAAAUGGCAUUUCCCCCCUAUGACAGUCAACUGGUCCAAACAUCCCAACAGCCAAUGGGAUGGCUAAAAUCUUCCAAUGAGUCCUCUCUUCUUGUUCCAGUCACAUGACUGAAGUUCUUUUUCUCCCCUUCACUUAUACAAUGUUUAUUCCUGGGCCUAUGUUUAUAAAACUUUUUAGAGUCCAGACUCAAUCUCUAAUGACAUCACAUGCAUACAAUAUGUAUGGCAUUGUCAUGACAUUAGUGUCUCAGACCCUAUUAGAGUAUUGAGUCUAGAUUCUAAACGUUUUAUAAGCACCAGGCCAGGUUUCACUCAUAACCUUUCAGCCAAUUCUGUGAUAAGAAUCAAAGCACAAAAUAGCAUGUUGGAAAACUAGCUCUUAUUUUCUGGGUGUUUUCUGUCAUUUCAAUAAGUGCAGGACACUUUUUUUCUUCUCUUUUUUUAUUAAUUAUAUAUUAUUAUUACCAUUAGCAACCUCCAAAAUAAGAAAAUGUCUAUAGUGAAAAAACAUUUUGGUUAAAAAAAAAAUAUAUAAGUGUCAUGAAGAAUUAAAAACUAAUCUCCAUGGUAGUGCAGGAGUUGAAUUAAGACAUUUUGUAGGAGACCACUGGAUGCAUAUGCUAUAAAAGUUAAAGAAUCCAACAUAAUGUAUUUCAAGUAGUAGGCUCACGGACUGGCCUGAAAAUUAUGCACUGCUUAGAUAUUUAUUUAUUAAAGGACAAUCAGCUUGAUAGGAUUCCAACCGCACAUGGAAAUGGGGUGAACAAAAUUUAAGUUUGUGAUUUAUAAAGAGUAAAGUUCAAGGAAUGAAACCAAAGCCUGUCUGCAUACAAUGCUAAAUGCUGGGAGCAAAUUGGUUGAAAUUUAGGAUUUUGUUUGAAUUUCAAGAAUGAUUUGAUGAUAUUUUAAGGCAGUAACCAAUUAUUUUAUUUAAACCACAUGCCCACAAGAAUGGAUGAAAAGGUUGUAUUUAUAACAUGGAUUAUCUCUAAAACCAUCUGUUGUACAAUAUGCCUAGUCUGUAUAUUUUGAUACAGAAUAGCAUAUAAUAGGCUAACUUUGACAUGUCACACAAGCUAGAUUUUAAACUAAAUAGGUUAAUUUUUAUUGCAUUAUUGUAACAUACAUCCCCAUAAUCGAUAUGCAUGUUGAAAUCAACGUAUAAAAUAUGCCUAGUCAACAAAUAUAAAUACAUUCAAUCAUAUUUUGUCAUAUGAUAGGCUAUAUCCCCAUAUUAAUAAAAAAUAAUAUAUAAAGGUAUAUUUAACCAUCAGGUCUUUGUUGCAGCCUGCAUAAUUCAUAAAGGCUGUCAUUGCUGUUGCUGUACAUCAUUGUGAAAAAUUUGAUUUUUGCUGGCAUUUAUCAUUAUUGGGUAUUUACUUUGAAAGGGCCAUCUUAUGAUGAUUCUAAUAUCAGGUUUGUGUUUGUAAAUACUGUGAUUGCAGAUUAUAAGGAAAUAUAUUUUAAAGAAUUGUACAGUAUGUAACAGACUUCUUCUUCUAUUGACAAAGUUGUACAGGGAAAAGGUAAACAUAGUAAUUGAUUAAACACACGGCAAAUUACAUGUGCAUGUAUGUAUGAACAUUAUAUAAUAUAUAUUUGUUUUUCUUGUUAUCUAAUUUGUGAAGAAUGCCAAUUUCCACCAUUGUCCAUUGCAGCCAAAGAGUAUAUUGUUUUUGAAAGUUGUACAUUUCAAAUUAUUACUUAAUUUAUCCUGGUCUUUGCUUUUAGUGCUAUUCUCAAUCAAUUUCAGAAUGAGCGCAGAGCUGUGCUGAUGUUAUAACAUGAGUGUGUAGAAUGUGUAAUUUCAUUAACAAACAUUUCAAAACACAUCAUUCUUUAACAUUUGUGUUCCCUCAGUUUAAUUAUGAUGUAGUCUUAGGGUUUUUUUUUAGAUUUGCUUGAUCCAAGAAUUGACAGUGAUGUACGUGUGUGUGGUAUGUGUGUCUGUGUGUGGGUGGGUGGGUGUGUUGUGUGUGUGGUAACACAAAUAUGGUGUAUAUUAUAUUAUACAUGGAUGACAUAAUGUGUGUGUAUAUAUUUUAUGUAUCCUAGCUCAUUAUGACACCAAGGUGUAAGGUGUGCUGCACCCAUGCCAUGAACUGUAAUAUUACCAAUUGUGUAGACACUUUUUUUUUUCUUUUUUUUUGUUGCUAGUAAUGAAAACCUUUUUCUCAGGCCAUUUAUAUUUUAAAGUAAAUUUUUAAUGUAGCUUUUCUUGUAUUGCGAAAUGUUUUCUGACUCGUAUCUUUAUUUAUUAACAUAGUUACACUUUUAUGUGACUUAGAAUGAUUUUAAUUAAUGUAUAUUAUAUAAGCAUGUGGAACAUUUGAUUGGCUAAUCCCUUUGAUUUCUUAAUUAUGCAUCUUGUUAUUCCUUGCUCUGUACAGGUCUCUGUACAAUUGAAAGUUUGUGUUUCACAUCAUGACCAUGUAAAUGAUGUCCUAAAGUCACUGCACUAUCGAAAAAUGGGUUACGCAAAACAAGAUUUGCAUGAACAACACCCAAACGAAAUGAUCAUUCUCGCAGUUUUCAGAGAAGUUGUGUUAAAUAUCGCUAUUUUGUGCUUUUGGCAAUUUUAGUUUAUUUUUAAGCAAUUUUUAUAAUGGGAUGGGGAAUGGAGUAUAAAGUAUAAUUUGACUGCCACGGUACUCGCCAAUGUUCUUAAAACGUUCCUGCUAUAUCACACAUAUCCUUCUUUACAUUCUGGAAGUUUUCAUAUAGGGCACUCAAAGUAGGUCAGCUUCUUGGUUGAUGAAGGGCAAGAACUCUUGUCAAAUAUUGAUAUCGGGCAAUGGGGUGGCGAUGCCGACUACUGCUUUUAUUAUAGUAGUGAUGUGCUUCCAUUCCCAAACUAUUUUGUUCUUUUGUACCCAACUAGAGCUAGCUGAUCAAGGUUAACCCUUUUUUUUUCUUCACUUUUGACAUAAUUUUUCAUUACUUUUGAAUCAUUCAUUUACAGACACCCAGUAGCUUAUUAUUAGUCCCCUACCAGUCCAACCAGAGGGGACUAUAGGUUUCAUGUCUUGUCUGUCUUUCUGUCCGUCCGUCUCUCCCACAUAUAGUUUUCCGGAUGGUGUUUUAGAAUGCCUUGAGAUACUGAGCUGAAAUUUUGUGUAUAGCUUUAUCAUGUACUGUUACAGAUCAAGUUUGACUUUCAAUGUCAUUUAACUAUUUUUGACAGAGUUAUGGCCUUUGAACAUAUGAGAUGUGAGAUGUUUUUCAGACAGCCUUGAUAUAUUGAGCUGAAAUUUGGUUUAUAGCAUUAUAAUGGACUGUUAGAGAUCAGGUUUGACUUUCAUGGCAAUUUACCCACUUUUCACAAAGGGAUGUCCCUUAAAUUUAGGAGAUAAGAAAAAUCGUUAGGUUCGGUAGGGGACAUGUAUUGCUUUAUUCAUCUUGAUGUGUUGUUAAACAGCCAUCCAUGCAUCAUGUUUGAGUCCAGCUUAUAGCUAUGGCUUUUUUCUCUCUCUCUUGUUUUUCUUAGCAGCAUGCAAAAGCUGAUGAUUUUAUUGUUCAGCUUUCAGCAAUCAUGUUUAUGUGAUAGAAGCACCUCCAAGAAUUUUAUAGACAUUUUUUUAUAAAUCAGAUUUUAUUAUUAAACUGUUAUUUGUUCUUGUGUCUCAUCAUAAAGACUUCACAAAGAGCAAAAUUCCUGCCUACAGCUAAUUGGGCCUAACUCUGGGUGAGCAGAAAAUUUCGCCAAAUUAUUCAUUAAACUUUAAAAAAAAUUGAAAUCCAGUUAUUUUCUAACAAAAUAUUAAUUAUUACUAUAUUUUGUCAAAUUAAAAUAGAUUUUGCCAAUUAUUUUAAAACUCGCAAUUGGCAAUGUGCCAGAGUUGGCCCUGCUAUUUUCCUUCUUUUUUUUUCGUUUGCCAUGUGAUGUUGUUCACUUGGCCAACCAAGUGUUAUUAAUGAUUUUGUCAAAUUUAUAUCUAUCAUUUGAAGUGUAUAUUAUAAUAUUGUUAAACAAUAAUAUUUUGAUCUAUGGGCUGGUGGACUGGUAGAAAUACUGGCGGGAUAGUACAUUUUAGUUAGUUCUGGUCCGAUAUUUUCAAUUACUACACCCCUGAGUGUUAUGUGUGCAAUCACAUGAAGUUUCAAAUGCAUUAAAAAAAAAUGUUUUGCAAUCAAUUUGCCACUCUCCUAAAACUUACCUUGCAAGUGUGGAUGGGGAAUGACCACUUGCCUUUCAGGGCGAAGACUGCCUGAGAUGCAAUCCUUGGUAGGAUGCUUUCUGUGGUAAAAAAACCCUUUUACUAACCAGUAGGACUAAUCUUCGGUUAAAACUGUUGUGGUGGUGUUAAACAUUCCAUUUGCAGUGCUUCCCAAACUCCAAUCCUAGGUAAUGUUAAUCGGGCAUAACUUAAUAAAAAAUUAAAAUUAAUUAGAAUUAACAGUAUUUUAAUUAAUGGUGGAAUUUGUAAAUGAACCAAUUGGUUCUUUAGCAUUGCCCAUGAAAAUGUUUUCAUCUAACUAAUGAUUGUUAAUUAAAAUUUAUACCAUUUAUUUUGGUUAUCACUCGAAAUUUUCCCUCUCCCCAUUAUAAAUUAUUCCAAUUUGCCAUGUAAAUUAAAUACCCUUCUGUCCUAUGCUCAGCCACUGGUCAUGCUGGAGAUUGGGCACAGGAUGGAUGUACUUGAACCAUUGAUAGAUAAAGGCACUUUACUUUACUAGAGUUAUUUGCACUUAGUUCUUCAGCUGAGCUGUGUUCAGCCAGACCGAAUGGAAAAACGUCCACUAGACUGGUUUAUGUGUUUAACGGUAAACCAAAUCGCCAAUCAAAUAGUUUGCGAACAUUAGCAAAACGUUUCCUGGCUGAACUUUGGGCAGGUGUAAUGAAUUUUAAAAUCUUGAAUGUUAUAUCCCACCAAUAGUGGAUUUGGGGUUAUUUUGUUUUAUAAUUUGUUCCAUAUUUUUAAUAUAUUUACUCCAUAUUUACUCCACACUGUAGUUAUGGUCUUCACCCAAUGAAGUUCAUAAAAAAACCCACAAAUUAUGCAAAGUUUGUAUCAGACAUUUUACUGAUGCUAAUACAAUUUUGGUACAAAAUAGAAUUUUUAACUUUUAAUCCUUACUACACAGAUGGAUCGAUAUAUAUUUUGUAAUCACUGCUACAAGUGCCAAGUUGCUCUGUAUCUAUGCAGGUGUGUUUUUGACAAUUCUAGUAAUGCUAAAUGAAUUUUUCUACUUGUGACUUAAUAUUUACACUCGACUAUGGUGUAGACUGAAAUAUAUUUAAUGUGUUGACACUGUUCUUGUUUGGUAAUAAUACUGUUAAUGAGUGCAAAGAAUUUAUCCACCUAUUUAGCUGUAGGUGUACAAGUAUAUUUUGUAUAUAAGAAGAGACUGAAUAUUUGAUUGUAAUUGUAUAUAAUGUAGAGAUAAAGGUGAACAGAUGUUUUAGUUUUUUUUGAAAAACCAAAUAUAUAAUCUGAUUAAAACCCGAUCUUACUCUCCAAUCAUGAAAGAGUAACCUGUGUGGCAGCAGCGGGUUUCCUCCUUACAAAAUGUACUGAGGUGUCAUUAAACAAAUAUCUUUUUCCUUACCAAAUUACAGUCCAAUCUGCUUUGAAAAUGUGACGAGUCACAUGUCUUGUCCAAGUGAAUUGUCUUUAUGAAUGUGUUAUGCUGCUGACAGAUUUAUUACAGCAGUGAUUUGAUUGGUCAAAUGAAAGGUCACGAGGAUGUGGGAUAACAUUGAUUUGUUAACUGACAUCUUCAAGAUAGUGGAAAAUACAAUUAGGAUUUUAGUCAGACUAAUAAAACUGACAGAUGUUAAAUUUCCAGUGAAUUAUUUGCAUGUGAUUUUUUUUUUUUUUGGUCUCUUCUAAGAAUGAUUUCAUAAUUUCAGUUUGUUAACCAGUGCUAGGUAAAUUAUUCUGCUGGUCACUCUCAAUUACUAGUGUACAAAACCACCUCGGCAAUUAUUUUUUAAAAAAUAGAUGGUUGUUGCAAUACAACCCAUCUUUGUAGUAGUAGUAGUAGUAAGCCAGAUUUGUAUUAAGUCGAUGAUUUUCAUGAGUGUCAGGUCACCAAAAACACCUUUUUUUUGUUUUCUUUUUUUAAAUGAUGAAUAUUGUUUUAAUUAAUCAAAAGCUGUUGUUGAUAUGAAAAGAGUUGAUUUGUUUGUAGAAAUCUAUUUAGGUAUUGAAUGUAGUAGUAUAUCUGUAUAUAGAAAGAAAUUCACUACUCGAUUGCCAUUGUUCAUGUAUAUAGACAUUAUAUAUAAAACUGUAUGCAUACAGAAUGCAUGUAUAUUCAAACAAAAUAAAUCUCAAGGAGUUUGCAUUUUC
Molecule: messenger RNA, 8694 nt
Organism: Gigantopelta aegis
Lineage: Eukaryota; Metazoa; Mollusca; Gastropoda; Neomphalida; Peltospiridae
Product: mitogen-activated protein kinase 14A-like
Exons: 12
Coding region: 188-1252 (354 amino acids)
Biological process (GO): intracellular signal transduction; protein phosphorylation
Cellular component (GO): cytoplasm; nucleus
Molecular function (GO): ATP binding; MAP kinase activity
Source: RefSeq, a predicted model, not a curated record